This is a messenger RNA of Monoraphidium neglectum, 1518 nucleotides long. RefSeq lists its product as hypothetical. NCBI's taxonomy places the organism in Eukaryota, Viridiplantae, Chlorophyta, Chlorophyceae, Sphaeropleales, Selenastraceae. The record is from RefSeq and is a predicted model, not a curated record. The transcript has 3 exons. Bases 1 to 1518 code for a protein of 505 amino acids.
AUGGUCGCUUUUGCCACCCCCAGGGCCGCCCUGGAGUGGUGCCUCGUCGUCCAGGAGGCCGCCUUGUACCUGAAAUGGCCCGAAUCCGUCCUGCUGCACCGCGGCUUCGCGUCCGUCCACUCGGCGAACGGCGACCUCGUUUUCCGGGGCCCUCGGCUGAAGAUGGGGCUGUGCGUGGGGCCCCCGAAGGCGAUCAUGCCGGACGCGUUGGGGAGGGCGGACUAUCACGGGAACAGCGUCAACCAGGCGGCGCGCUACAUGGACGCCGGCGCGCACGGCGGGCAGGUGGUCUGCGAGCCGGCGGUGGCUGAGAGGGUCCUGGCGGAGUGGCGCGCAGACGUGGAGGCCGCGGCCACCAAUGCUGCCAACACGUCCGCCGCCGCCGCCGCAGAGGCCGGCGCCGGUGCCGGGGCCGCCCCACACACGGGUGCCCCUGACGGCGACGGCGCCCCCGCCCCGCCGGCGCCGGCGCCGCCGGGCGGCGCGCCGGAGCCCGUGCAGCCGUCGGCGCCGCGCGACGUGCCUUCCGGCCGUGGGGGCGCAGGGGCGGCCGGCGCCGCAGUGGCGGCAACGACGGCGGCAGCGUCAAGCGGCGGCAGCGGCGGCGGCUACGCGUCUGCGUCUGGUUUUGGGGGCCACUUCGGCAGCUACGACAGCAUAGGGGCCCUGGGUGACGUCAGCAGCCCCGCCAGCAGCUUCCGCGCAGGCGCCUCGUUCUCCGGCCCCGGCGGCGGCGCGUCGGACGGCGGGGGCGCCGCGCCGGGCGGGCGGCCACUUGCGGCGCCGCUGCAGGCGUCUGGCGGAGGCGGGGUCGCGGAGGGGGAGCCGCUGCAGCAGACCGACUCCACGGGCGGCCUCUUGACAGGCUCCCCCUUUGGCGUCGCGCCAGUUGCCGGCCCCGCCGCGCCGGGCCCCGCCGGCGGCGCCGGGCGGCCGCGCUCUCGUUUCUUCAGAUCGCAGCCCGGCCCGCCCGCGCCCCGCAGCGGCGCGUCUGCGCUCAGCGCCGGUAUCCCCGAGAACUGCGCCUCAGACUGCGGCGCCGCCGCCGCAACCUUGGACGGCGCCGCGGCCGCGGGCCCGCUGCCGCCGCUCAACGGCGCGCCGCCGGCGGCGGCGCCGCAUCCGGACGCCAUCGAGCCGCCCGGCGCGCCGCGGUACGUCCUGCGGGACGUGCCCAAGGCGGUCGCGCGUGUGGAGGUACACGCGUGCGGCCUGUACCGCUUCAAGGGCAACCCCCUGCCUGUCGAGCUCGUACACGUCACUAUGACGUCACUUUCGGGGCGGGUGUACCCCUCAGAGCCGCCCAGGGGGAAGGGGGGCCGGCUGGAGGACCGCGCCGGGCUCAUCGCCGCCGGCCCCGCGCCGCUGCCGGCGCUGGCGAGGGAAUACCGCCGCCGCACGCCCGCGUUCGUGCUGCGCCGCUACUCGAGCCGGCUCGCGGCCGCGGACGCGCGUCGCUGCACGGCAGCGAGGGCAGCGGGCGCACGCCGUCGGCGGGCGCGAUCGCGCGCGCUCUGA